This is a messenger RNA of Manis javanica (Malayan pangolin), 1191 nucleotides long. It is a transcript of the gene SCN2B, whose product is annotated as sodium voltage-gated channel beta subunit 2. NCBI's taxonomy places the organism in Eukaryota, Metazoa, Chordata, Mammalia, Pholidota, Manidae. Gene Ontology annotation, biological process: cardiac muscle cell action potential involved in contraction; regulation of sodium ion transmembrane transporter activity; membrane depolarization during cardiac muscle cell action potential. Gene Ontology annotation, cellular component: voltage-gated sodium channel complex; plasma membrane. The record is from RefSeq and is a predicted model, not a curated record. Gene Ontology annotation, molecular function: sodium channel regulator activity.
CCUUCACACACUCCCUCUCUCUUUUUAGCAGCCACAGACAAGCCGGCCAUAUUAGAGAGAUGGAAAUAAAGCUUCAGUAAUGUUGUAUGUGUCUUUGAAGUACAUCUGUGCAUUUUUUUUUUAGCAUUCAACCAUUCCACCCGUGUAGCCCUCGGCCCCCCAAUUCACGCUCUCCCAUAUCCCACCCGACUAACAUCACAGUCUCUGAAAAUGCACAGAGAUGCCUGGCUACCUCGCCCUGCCUUCAGUCUCACGGGGCUCAGUCUCUUUUUCUCUUUGGGUGCAGAAGGCUGGCCCCCUCUCCAGCUCUGUCACACAGAGUCCUCACCAGCUUGUGGCUUUGUCCACAGUGCCACCAGGGCGGAGCAUGGAAGUCACAGUACCUGCCACCCUCAAUGUCCUCAACGGCUCUGAUGCCCGCCUGCCCUGCACCUUCAACUCCUGCUACACAGUGAACCACAAACAGUUCUCCCUGAACUGGACCUACCAGGGGUGCAGUAACUGCUCUGAGGAGAUGUUCCUCCAGUUCCGCAUGAAGAUCAUUAACCUGAAGCUGGAGCAGUUCCGAGACCGCGUGGAGUUCUCGGGGAACCCCAGCAAGUACGAUGUGUCCGUGACUCUGAGAAACGUGCAGCUGGAGGAUGAGGGCACCUACAACUGCUACGUCAUGAACCCGCCCGACCGCCACCGUGGCCAUGGCAGGAUCCUCCUGCAGGUCCUCCUGGAAGAGCCGCCUGAGCGGGAUUCCACGGUGGCCGUGAUCGUGGGCGCCUCCGUUGGGGGCUUCCUGGCUGUGGUCAUCUUGGUGCUGAUGGUCGUGAAGUGCGUGAGGAGGAAAAAGGAGCAGAAGCUGAGCACAGACGACCUGAAGACGGAGGAGGAGGGCAAGACGGACGGCGAGGGCAACGUGGAGGACAGUACCAAGUAACUGCGGCGGCCCUGCAGCUGCGGCCCUGCAGCCCCGGCCCGCGCCCUGUCCUCCUCCCGCCCUCCGCCCUGCACAGUGUGCCCCUGCCCGCCCUCUGUUGGUAUGCUUCCCUUGAACCAGGACCCCAGGGCCCGCCUGGGCCCCUCUGAGCCCCUCACUUCGUAUCCCCCACCCUGCACCAAGAGCGACCCACCUCUCCUUUGAGGGACCUGCCAAGGCGUCUGGGGUGUGUGGGCCCUGGGGGAGGGACAGGGGGCUUGGAG